Messenger RNA from Zingiber officinale, 1740 nucleotides. RefSeq names its product pentatricopeptide repeat-containing protein At2g22070-like. The coding region runs from base 40 to 930 and encodes 296 amino acids. Lineage: Eukaryota; Viridiplantae; Streptophyta; Magnoliopsida; Zingiberales; Zingiberaceae. The record is from RefSeq and is a predicted model, not a curated record. Gene Ontology annotation, molecular function: RNA binding; zinc ion binding; protein binding. Gene Ontology annotation, biological process: RNA modification. The transcript has a single exon.
UGAAAUAUCAGAUUUUGCUUCGCGUUGUUCAUCUGAUCGAUGGCGAUGACUGCUCUUCUCAGCUUCCACUCCCUCUCCAAUUCCGCCUUCUCCCCUCCCGAACCUCUCCAAUCGCAUCUCUCCUCCCUUCCCAAACUUCAAAUUGCGGUAAAGAUCUCGGCUUUUCUACCUGCGCCUCGACCAAAUGUUCGCGCCACCGCUCUCGCCGAGAUUGCUGCGUCGCCAGAUGCGAUCACCACCAACUCCGAACUUGAAAGCUUGUGCAAAGAAGGGAGCAUCGAGUCCGCCUUCCAACUUCUCGACGAAACGGCCAGAAGAGGCGCCCCAAUUCCACCCGCGACCCUCCUCCUGCUCCUUCGCUCAUGCGCGGACACGCGGUCGAUCGACCUCCUCAGGCGCGCCCGUCGUAGAGCGAUGAGCACUCCCUUGGGAUCCACCAAACCCUUCGUCGACCAAGUCGCCGCCUUGUGCUGCAAGCUCGGCGGCGCCGAGGAGGCUCGCAGCGUGUUCGACGAAAUGCCCGUGAGAAGAAGCCGUCGCCGGAGGGGCAGCAGGGGCGGAAGCGGCGGCGGCGGCGGCGAGGCGGAUCCCAAGAGGCGGGAGGCGUACGAGAAAGUGCGGCGGUUGCACGAGGAGAUGAGGGCGGCAGGUUACGUGCCGGACACCCGGUUCGUGCUCCACGACGUCGACGAGGAGGCGAAGGCGCAGGCCCUGAUGUACCACAGCGAGCGCCUGGCCAUCGCCUACGGCCUUGUCUGCACACCGCCGGGCACGACGCUACGCGUGAUGAAGAACCUCCGCAUCUGCGGCGACUGCCAUACCGCGGUGAAGCUCAUCUCGAAGCUGGAGGGAAGGGAGAUCAUCGUGCGGGACAACAAGCGCUUCCACCACUUCAGGGACGGCGCCUGCUCCUGCAGAGAUUACUGGUGAUCGAGCUUGGACCUCCGCCACCAGUCUCUAUAUUCUCCUCUGCAGCUCAAAAUCUCACCUGACAAUUAAUGUACAUUUUGCAUUGAUAAUGAAUCAAAUACAACUCGAGGAAUUUGGCAUUUGAACGUUUAUUGCAGUGAAUUCACUAUCAAUAUAGCUCAAGUUGGCGGUGAUCUCCGAUAAGCUAAUGGCUGAAGAUUCCCAGCGCUGAAAGCUCUGGAGGUACGAGAAGAGGCCGAAGUCGCAGUAGGUGCGCCACUGAGGUGGGAGUACUCGUCGAGCCUAAGCCUGUAGACCCUGUUCGAAGACUGGUACUUUGGGUACAUGGUGACGAACUCGGCGAAAGCCUCCUCAAGGGCUGGGAUGGAGUCGGAGGAGAGAAAGGUGCGGUCGGCGGCAAGGGCGGUGGCGCGGAGAAACUCUUGCUGGGCUCGGAGGCAGGCCAGCGACUUGGAACUGCUGAUGGAGCCCUGAGAUUGCCGAAGUCGUCGGCGUCUAUCUCCUCUGAGGUUUCAUCCAGUGCCUCCCGGAGCUGCUAUCCUUUCCUUUCUGAAACACUGAAUCCCAAGAGGAUCAAACAAGAUGUCAACUUUUGGAAGACUUACCUCGAUCGCCGGCGACGGAGAGGGAGAUGAGCACAGAAGGAAACAACAACAACAACAACAACAAAAACUCCUUUCUCACUUCCACUGAGGUUGAAUCAAAUCCGCAAAGCUCAAAUGGAGGAAAUCAAGCAAAUGAACAGAGAUCCAUCAGAAGAUCAACCGAAAUGAAAGCGCGGAAGCAGAAAGCAGAUCAAAAGGGGGAUCG